CGCUCGGCCCCCUCCUUCCCCGCCCGCCCCGCGCUCCCCGGGCGCCCUCGCUCUCGCGCUCUCCGAGGCGAGCGCGCUCCCGGCCGGCGCGCUCCGGGCUCCGGCUUCUCCCGGCUCCUGUCAGUGCGGUGACUGCGCUGGGAAACAUGGCGACCGAGGGGAUGAUCCUCACCAACCACGACCAUCAAAUCCGCGUCGGAGUCCUCACAGUGAGUGAUAGCUGCUUCAGGAAUCUUGCAGAAGAUCGCAGUGGGAUAAAUCUAAAAGAUCUUGUCCAAGAUCCUUCUUUGUUGGGUGGGACUAUAUCAGCAUACAAGAUAGUACCAGAUGAAAUAGAAGAAAUCAAGGAAACGCUCAUAGACUGGUGUGAUGACAAGGAACUUAAUUUGAUACUAACAACUGGAGGAACAGGGUUUGCACCGCGAGAUGUCACUCCAGAGAAAUUCCCAACAUUCCCAUUUUGUGGGCUCCAGAAAGGGGCCACAAAAGAAGUAAUAGAACGGGAAGCACCAGGGAUGGCCCUGGCAAUGCUGAUGGGAUCACUUAAUGUUACACCUCUGGGCAUGCUCUCUAGACCAGUGUGUGGAAUAAGGGGGAAAACUCUGAUAAUUAACCUACCUGGUAGCAAGAAAGGAUCUCAGGAAUGCUUUCAGUUCAUACUGCCAGCUCUACCUCAUGCCAUUGACCUUUUACGUGAUGCCAUUGUAAAAGUAAAGGAGGUGCAUGAUGAACUUGAAGAUUUACCUUCCCCACCACCUCCUCUUUCUCCACCUCCUACAACUAGCCCCCAUAAACAGACAGAAGACAAAGGGGUUCAGUGUGAAGAAGAGGAAGAAGAAAAAAAAGACAGUGGUGUAGCUUCAACAGAAGAUAGUUCCUCAUCACAUAUAACUGCAGCAGCUAUUGCUGCAAAGAAGCAUCCAUUCUACACCAGUCCUGCUGUUUUCAUGGCACAUCAUGGGCAGCCUAUCCCUGGUCUCAUCAGUUAUUCCCAUCAUCCAACAGGCAGUGCAGAUGAACGGAUUCCAGACUCCAUCAUUUCUCGUGGUGUUCAGGUGCUCCCACGAGACACAGCCUCCCUUAGCACUACUCCUUCAGAAUCACCCCGUGCUCAGGCUACAUCUCGCCUCUCUACAGCUUCUUGUCCAACACCAAAACAAAUUAGACGGCCGGAUGAGAGCAAAGGAGUUGCUAGUAGAGUUGGAUCCCUCAAAGCUCGGCUUCCGUCGUGCUCAUCUACCUAUAGUGUAUCUGAGAAACUAAACACCUGUGGCUGGAGAGUUAAGAGUGUGUACUGCUCUUCCAAAAGAACAGAGUAUGGAAAGCUCCACUCUAGGUUGGAAGGGCUUAAAGAUGAACUCUGGAGAAAUAGAGGCCACGACUUAAGAGUCCAGUCCAGGUGCAGCAGCAAGGAGAACAUUCUAAGAGCCAGUCACAGUGCUGUAGAUAUCACCAAGGUGGCUAGAAGACAUCGCAUGUCUCCUUUCCCUCUGACGUCUAUGGACAAAGCCUUCAUUACAGUCCUGGAGAUGACUCCGGUGCUUGGUACAGAAAUCAUCAAUUACCGAGAUGGAAUGGGGCGAGUUCUUGCUCAAGAUGUAUAUGCAAAAGACAACCUACCCCCAUUCCCAGCAUCAGUAAAAGACGGCUAUGCUGUUCGAGCUGCUGAUGGUCCAGGAGAUCGUUUCAUCAUUGGGGAAUCCCAAGCUGGUGAACAGCCAACUCAAACAGUAAUGCCAGGACAAGUGAUGCGGGUUACAACAGGUGCUCCAAUCCCCUGCGGUGCUGAUGCAGUAGUACAAGUUGAAGAUACUGAACUCAUCAGGGAAUCAGAUGAUGGUACUGAAGAACUUGAAGUGCGAAUUCUGGUGCAAGCUCGGCCAGGCCAAGAUAUCCGACCCAUUGGCCAUGACAUUAAAAGAGGAGAGUGCGUUUUGGCCAAAGGAACCCAUAUGGGCCCUUCAGAGAUUGGUCUCCUUGCAACUGUAGGUGUCACAGAAGUUGAAGUUAAUAAGUUUCCAGUGGUUGCCGUCAUGUCAACAGGAAAUGAGCUGCUAAAUCCUGAAGAUGACCUCUUACCAGGAAAGAUUCGAGACAGCAAUCGGUCAACACUUCUAGCAACAAUUCAGGAACAUGGUUACCCUACAAUCAACCUGGGUAUUGUGGGAGACAACCCAGAUGACUUACUCAAUGCCUUGAACGAGGGUAUCAGCCGCGCUGAUGUCAUCAUCACGUCAGGAGGUGUAUCCAUGGGGGAAAAGGACUAUCUCAAGCAGGUGCUGGACAUUGAUCUUCAUGCUCAGAUCCAUUUUGGCAGGGUUUUUAUGAAGCCAGGCUUGCCAACAACAUUUGCAACUUUGGAUAUUGAUGGUGUAAGAAAAAUUAUUUUUGCACUACCAGGGAAUCCUGUAUCAGCUGUGGUCACCUGCAAUCUCUUUGUUGUACCUGCACUAAGAAAGAUGCAGGGUAUCUUGGAUCCUCGGCCAACCAUCAUCAAAGCCAGGUUAUCAUGUGAUGUGAAACUGGAUCCUCGCCCAGAAUACCACCGGUGUAUACUGACUUGGCAUCACCAAGAACCACUGCCCUGGGCCCAGAGUACAGGUAAUCAGAUGAGCAGCCGUCUGAUGAGCAUGCGCAGUGCCAAUGGAUUAUUGAUGCUACCUCCAAAGACAGAGCAGUAUGUGGAACUCCACAAGGGCGAGGUGGUGGAUGUCAUGGUCAUUGGACGGCUAUGAUGGUGACCAAAAGGAGAAAGCUUUGAUGCAUGUCCACAUAUCAUUGACUGUAUCCUGUAAUAUGCAACGGCACAGCUAGUUUUUCUGAUUUGGAUAAAAGUUGAUCUGUAUAGUCAACAUCUUGAAUUAUAUUUCAAAUGAAUUUAAAUACCUUUUAAAGAAAAAAAAACCUAAGAAUAAAUCCUAACAGACAACUCUAUUCUGAUUAUAUCAAAGCAAAAUUUUCCUUUCUUGCAAAUUGCUUUGUGUGUUCAAUGCUAGAUCUGAUAGCUUUUAGUAGACAGCGGUAGGUGCCUGCAGAACUUGUGUUUUUCUCAUCUUUAAAUACAACUACUUAUGCUCUUAAUCAAGGCUGUCUGCUUAUUUAUACUAGUGUAGGCAACACUUGGAUUUCCCUUCUUAGUAUGCUUCAUAACUGCUUUACAGAGAGCUUUUGCUUGUUCUUUAUCAUGUAUCUCGUGUUUAUGUGCACCGUGCCAAAAGAGGAGUGACUGCGUGGAGGCCCUGCCUGCCGCAAGAACAUCCCUGCCGAGCACCCAGGGAAGUUCUCACCCUAGCAGCCUCAUGGCACAGUACUCGCAGGCAGUAACUGGAUACCUUUUAUUUGAACAAACAAACUGGGGGAAAAUGCUUCCUUAAGUGCUGACAGCCUUUUUAACCAACACAUUUAAAAUUGUACAGAACAAAAACAAAAUCAAAGACUGAUCUUGUACAGAUAUUAGUGUUACCAGCAUUCAUGUGGAAAUCAAGAGCAAAAACAAAAUAAUGUUAAACAACUCUGUACCAUAACAUUUUCUGUAAUGAUACUGAAACUUAAUGAAUAAAAAAAAAAUCCUUGAUCAUUAUUUAAAAAAA
This is a messenger RNA of Meriones unguiculatus (Mongolian gerbil), 3590 nucleotides long. RefSeq names its product gephyrin (gene Gphn). NCBI's taxonomy places the organism in Eukaryota, Metazoa, Chordata, Mammalia, Rodentia, Muridae. Gene Ontology annotation, biological process: glycine receptor clustering; establishment of synaptic specificity at neuromuscular junction; Mo-molybdopterin cofactor biosynthetic process. Bases 147 to 2735 code for a protein of 862 amino acids. The record is from RefSeq and is a predicted model, not a curated record. The transcript has 28 exons. Gene Ontology annotation, molecular function: molybdopterin molybdotransferase activity. Gene Ontology annotation, cellular component: cytosol; cytoplasm; postsynaptic membrane.